GCGUCAGCUCCAUUUUAUUGCCGCUCUGAGCUCCUCUGUAAUUCCUCUUUGUUCCGCUAACAUCUCCUCGCAGGAUUAUCCUCUCAGUCUGCUCUCAAGCGGCCGUUUUCUCUUAGCGCCGACGAAACGCGCUCACUCGUAUGAGCGACUGUUGUCAAACGGAGGAACGCACGGAGACUAGCUAGCUGCUAACGGAGUUAGCUGCUAACCUAGCUAGCUGCUAGCACAGCUGCUCUCAGGCUUUCAUUGACUGACGCAACCUCCACAGAGUGUCAAAAUGAGCACAGCCUCCUCCCAAAAAGUGGUCCUGAAGAGCACCACCAAAGUGUCCCUGAACGAGCGCUUUACUAACAUGCUGAAGAACAAGCAGCCCUCUGCGGUAAGCAUUCGGGCCACCAUGCAGCAGCAGCAUUUGGCUAGCGCCCGCAACCGCCGGCUCGCCCAGCAGAUGGAGAACCGGCCGUCGGUGCAGGCUGCUCUCAACCACAAGCAGAGCCUGAAGCAGCGGCUGGGGAAGAGCAACAUCCAGGCCCGGCUGGGCCGGCCGGUGGGGGCCCUGCUGCGAGGGGGGCCGGUCGGGGGCCGGGGGGGCGUGAUGCGGGGCCUGAUCCGGGGGGGUCUGCGAGGAGGCCGAGCCCGAGGAGGCGUGAUGCGGGGAGCGCUGACUCUGAGAGGGAAGCGGGUGCUGACGGGCGCCGCCAUGCGGGGCCGCGGCGCCGUCGGCCGCAUGCAGAUGCGUCGAGGAGGCCGCCACCGCGGAGGACUGGGCGGACGGGGAGGGGGCGUGUCCAGAGGAGCAGCCCGAGGAGGAAUCAUCAGAGGGCGCGGCGGUCUGCGUGGACGCGGCGGCUUCGCCGGCCGUGGUGGGCGUGGCCGUGGGCGGGGCCGAGGCGUGAGCCGGCCGGCCGUCACCCGGGAGCAGCUGGACAACCAGCUGGACGCCUACAUGUCCAAGACCAAAGGUCACCUGGACGCGGAGCUGGACGCCUACAUGGCCCAGGCAGACCCCGACUGCAUGGAGUGAGGAGACCCGGUCCCGGUCCCGGUCCCGGUCCGGGACCCGGGUCGCUGGGAGGAGGCGCCGCGCCGCGCCGCGCUGCGCUCACACCAGGGGCAGCAGAGUGACUGGUGAGACUGUGAGCUGCAGGAGGAGCCGGGAGCCCAACGUUCUGCUGAGCCCUGCUCCUGGAGGACCUGCUGGCCCCGCGCCUCCUCUCCUCGUUUUUCGCCGUUGGUUUCCAUCUCUGCUCAGAGAUCCUCUCGAUCCAGUGGAAACUUUGUGUUGCAGCCACUUUCUCGGUAUCUUAUUUUUUUGUUUGAUUUUAGCGUUUGUGUGUUGGACGUGUGGAGUUCUGCCGUCGGGGAAACAUUUUAAAGCUUGUGUUGAGACGAAUGUAAGCCGAGUUAUGAAGCCAAGUAUCCAUUUGUACUUUUCUCCUUUCCUUCAAGAUGUUUGUAUUCCCCAGAGCAAGUGAGAUAUGUUUUAAAUAAAGUGAAUGUGAUGGUACCCCGCUGCUGUCUUUCCACAUGAACUGAGUUGACAUGUUGACUGUUAAAAUAUCAUAAAUGUUGAUAAAUGAGCCACUUGAAGUCCACCAGGAAAGCUGAGCAGUCCAGAGAUAAAUACUAUUCCUUUAAGAGAUGUAUCCUCACGUCUUUCAUAA
Salarias fasciatus (jewelled blenny) is the source of this 1664-nucleotide messenger RNA. RefSeq names its product chromatin target of PRMT1a (gene chtopa). Lineage: Eukaryota; Metazoa; Chordata; Actinopteri; Blenniiformes; Blenniidae. The transcript has 6 exons. The record is from RefSeq and is a predicted model, not a curated record. The coding region runs from base 278 to 1024 and encodes 248 amino acids.